This is a messenger RNA of Anoplopoma fimbria (sablefish), 3047 nucleotides long. Its product is annotated as E3 ubiquitin-protein ligase RNF166. The transcript is spliced from 6 exons. Lineage: Eukaryota; Metazoa; Chordata; Actinopteri; Perciformes; Anoplopomatidae. The record is from RefSeq and is a predicted model, not a curated record. Gene Ontology annotation, molecular function: ubiquitin protein ligase activity. Gene Ontology annotation, biological process: ubiquitin-dependent protein catabolic process; protein polyubiquitination. Bases 247 to 978 code for a protein of 243 amino acids.
UGAUGUUUACCUCUCCGGCGUGUCUCCUCCAGCUAUGGAAAAGUAAUGCUUCGGUUUAUUGACGAUGUGUUUUAUGAUUAGCAGAUAGGCAAAGCCGCUAUGUUCGUACCGCAGACAUCCAAAGUGCUGCACGUCUAAUGCACUAGCUAACGUCAGGUUAGAUAGUUAGAGGCACAGCUUUCUCUGGUCGUCGACACUAAGCGGGUAUCCUCUCCUCUCCUCUCCUCUCCUCUCCUCUCCUGCUCCAUGAUGGCGAUGUUUCGGAGCUUUGUCUCGGCGAGCACCCAGCUCCGUCAGCAGCCCGGCAGCGGCUCGGGCUCGUUGACAGCGCCGGCCGAGGGCGUCGAGAGCCAGUUCUCAUGUCCCAUCUGCCUGGAGGUCUACCAUAAACCCGUGGGCAUCGCCAGCUGCGCUCACACGUUCUGUGGGGAGUGUCUACAGCCAUGUCUUCAGGUGACCUCGCCCCUCUGCCCACUCUGUCGCGUGCCCUUUGACCCCAAGAAAGUGGAGCGCUCCUCCAGCGUGGAGAAGCAGCUGGCCUCCUACAAAGCACCCUGCAGGGGCUGUAACAAGAAGGUGGCUCUGUUGAAGAUGAGGUCCCACAUCGCUUCCUGUUCUAAAGUACAGGAGCAGAUAGCUAACUGUCCUAAAUUUGUCCCCGUGGUGCCCACCUCCCAACCUAUACCAAGCAAUAUUCCAAACCGGUCAACGUUUGCGUGUCCAUUCUGUGGAGCCAGAAACCUGGACCAGCAGGAGCUGGUGAAGCACUGUAUGGACAACCACCGUAAUGACCCUAAUAGAGUGGUAUGUCCAGUGUGUUCCGCCAUGCCGUGGGGAGACCCCAGCUAUAAGAGCUCCAACUUCCUCCAGCAUCUUCUCCACAGACACAAGUUCUCUUAUGACACCUUUGUUGACUACAGCAUCGAUGAAGAAGCAGCACUGCAGGCGGCUCUGGCACUGUCUCUGGCUGAAAACUGACGGCAGUCCCACUACAACCAUCCCGUCACCAAUAGCAACAACUCUACCGUGACGGCCGUCCCCUCGUCCCUCUGCACCGCUGCUGUUACUCCAGAAGGUAUCAACUGAACAACAGAAGCACCUGACCCAGCCAGGUUCACGUCACAAAGAUGUCCAAACCAGCUUUGGAUUUGGUGAUAAACUUACUUCCUUUUAUUAUUAUUUUUUUCCUGGUGUAGCAGGACAGCCAGUUUGUUACGCUGCAAAAAGAAAGCAGUUUGGAUUUUCGUCUUCCCUGCUUGUUUGAUUUCAUGCUUUGAAGACAAAAACAUCCGGUGGGCUUGGAAUGGAUCCAGUGACUGUAACAGGUCAGGCUACAGUAAAAAAAACACCAACCGCUCACAGCUUCAGUUCACCUGACAGCUGCCGUCUGGACCACCACAGCAUGAGGGGCCACCUCCAGGGAAACAUGACUUGUGUGUGAGCGGGAAUAGCCUGAAGCCUGUUGACUCUAAAACCCUCAUCAGUCACUGGCUACAAAGAAAUGAAUGCUGGUAGUCACUUUAAGUAACUUAUUGUGUAGGUAGGUCUGCGGUGAACAAGUUUGAAUGGGCAAAUUCACUUUCUUUGAUAAGUUAAUGGUAGCUGUAACUAGCACGCAAGAGCUAAUAAGGACGUUUUUUGUAAAGAUAAACAGAAAAAAUUAAAAGAAAGUAUAGAAUACAAUGAAUCACUCGCCAAUGUUUUCAUCUCCACUUCUGGAUCUAACCACUCCAGAGUUGAUGUGUCGUAUUUUGCACUUCCUCGACAAAACAGAAUCAUAUGAAUUUAAAACGCAGGCUUUUGACCAUAUACACAACCGAAGAGUUCAUCCCGUUGCCCAGCUCUGUAGGAAGGUCAAGAUGAGUUGUCCACUGAGCUGCUUGAAGUCUGGUAGUUUGGUAACACCUGCAAUGGUACUGGCCAUGAUGUCUCCUAACGGUCGUGGUCAGUAGGUGAGAUGUUAGGACCCCCUCAGGAGAUCGUGCUGGAGAGGCUCAACUUCAACAGAAGGGUCUAGCUGCAGAGCACCAGGCUCGGGCCCACAUCCUCCUACGGACCCUUUGGCCCCCGAGCUUGGAGAAGGCAGUGAUGUCUGAAUCGGGAUAUGAUAGCACACGUUGAUUAGAUUGAAUGAUCAACACGUCCUCCACCAAUAACACCAAGGUAAACAAUAAACCCUAAGUACUGUGAUAAGUGCACAGAUUGUAAAGCCCUCUGAGGCAAAAUUGUGAUUUGUGAUUUUGGGCUAAACUAAAUAAAUCGAAUUGAAUUAGAUAGAACUUUAGCUUAAUAUUGCUAAUGUAGCGUUAAGCAGCAGUUAACUUGAAUUAACCUUAUGACUAUAUGAAUAUUAACGUUAGCCAGCCAUGCUAAGGUUGUUAGCAAACUAGCAUUAAAGUUUGCUGAAAUGAUUAGCGUUACAUAAAGGUUUUGCUUUUUUCCCCCUGUUGUUGUGCUAACGUUAACUUCAGUUUGUUGGUAGCUAGCUAAACUUAAAUAGUUAGUACAAUGUAUUUGCUGUUUAACGUGACAUUACCUGACUUUAUAAGUUGUAGUGAUAUUGAAAUAUUUAGGUUGCAGUGUUUAGCUAGGUGUUGUUGGUGGGGGUCGUCUGGCGUGGGCGUGCUACGAUGUAUUAAAUACAUGCUCAGUAGGCUUCUUUAUUUAUUAACGAUAAGCGUUAAUUCACUGAGCAACAUCGUGUCAUUUAAACCUUUAUUGAUAAGGACAUGUCAUAAACGUGUAAUUCCACCUUAACACGAACAAUAUGCCACGUUCUAUCAUGGGUCUGUGUUGGAGAUGGAGGUGGGUCCCUGCGCCGGAGGUCCCUGAGCCUGGAGCUCUGCAGUGGGAAGCUAUCGGAAUUCAGUGUAACAUUAGUCCUCCCAUCAUCUGGCCUUCUAGUUUCACUGCGGUAACCUGUUUGUGCUGCUCCGACAUCCUCCAUUAUUUAAAGAGACUCUGGACAGGACACACAGAGUGACAGCUGUCCCUCUAAGAUAUUGAUAAAAAUGUCAUAAAAAGAGUGUUGAUAAAAAGGAGAAAGU